GAUGAGGCUGGCCGGAAGUGAGCGCAACGCCGCAGCCCCGAGAUGAAGCCGGCCGUGGAUGAGAUGUUCCCCGAGGGCGCGGGGCCCUACGUGGACCUGGAUGAGGCUGGAGGGAGCACGGGCCUCCUGAUGGACUUGGCAGCCAAUGAAAAGGCAGUUCAUGCGGACUUUUUUAAUGAUUUUGAAGAUCUCUUUGAUGAUGAUGAUGUCCAGUGAAGCUGUCCAGUCGUAUAUGCUCCACGUUUGUGACGUGUCUCGAAUUUCUCAGAACAGGGUCAGAUGAUCAUAGAGACCUUGCAAAGAUCACUAGAAAUCAGGACCUGGUCAGCCAAAGGAGGGGCCUGUCUGAACCAGCUGGGCGCUGCUGUCUCUGAGAAUGCUACCCCUUGUUCUUAUUUGAAUUAAAAACCAGUACCAUACCA
Messenger RNA from Peromyscus leucopus (white-footed mouse), 422 nucleotides. RefSeq names its product COP9 signalosome subunit 9 (gene Cops9). Bases 43 to 216 code for a protein of 57 amino acids. Gene Ontology annotation, biological process: negative regulation of protein neddylation. The transcript is spliced from 3 exons. The record is from RefSeq and is a predicted model, not a curated record. NCBI's taxonomy places the organism in Eukaryota, Metazoa, Chordata, Mammalia, Rodentia, Cricetidae.